CCUUCCAGCUUUGCUUCAGCUGCCGAUCCUUUCUGAAACGGCGGGAAAGGCAGCGGAAGGUCCCACUUCCUCAGAAACCGAGAGGGUAUUGCAGAGCAAUGCAAAGGGCUUCACGACUUAAGAGGGAGCUGUAUUUGCUGACUACACAGCCGCCACCAGGAAUUACUUGCUGGCAGAAUGGAAGCCGUAUAGAUGAUCUUCAAGCCCAAAUGUUGGGAUCUGCAGAUACACCAUACGAGAAAGGAAUUUUUAACUUGGAAGUAGUUGUGCCUGAAAGGUAUCCAUUUGAACCCCCAAAGAUACGCUUUCUGACUCCCAUCUACCAUCCCAACAUUGACUCAGCUGGAAGAAUUUGCCUGGAUGUUCUCAGAUUGCCACCUAAGGGUGCAUGGAGACCAUCUUUGAAUAUUGCUACUUUGCUGACUUCAAUACAGAUACUUAUGAAUGAACCCAACCCUGAUGACCCCCUCAUGGCUGACAUAUCCUCUGAGUAUAAAUACAACAAGCAAACAUUCCUCAGAAAUGCCAGACAAUGGACAGAGAAGUAUGCAAGCCAGACAACAAUGACUUUGGAAACCACCGAUGAAGAGAACCACCAAAGUGCAGCCAACCCACCCAAAGAUUCUCACAUUUCCCAGAAAAGGAAAGGAAGCAGUAUCAGUGGAUUGUCCAAAAGACCUUGCUCAGAAACAUAGAAGCUUUGCUGUUGUGCAAUAUCCCGGUCUCUAGCUCUGUGUGUGUUUCAGUGUUCCUUUCCAUCUCUUAAGUAGACUUGUUGCAAUUAAUGUACUAUUUACUCGUUAUAUGCAAUGCCUCUAAGGUUGUGUCAGUGAUGCAAUAUAGCACUUGUCUGUUUUUAAAAACAUCUUAUUUUACUUCUGCAGAUUUCUUUAAGUUCUUUACAGCAAUUUGCCUUUCACUGUCUAAUUUGUGUAUUUUGCACAUGUUUUGAAUGAAGGCACCAAUGAGAGAAUAAUAAAUAACAUAUUUAGUCCCGCUAUGA
Molecule: messenger RNA, 1003 nt
Organism: Lacerta agilis (Sand lizard)
Lineage: Eukaryota; Metazoa; Chordata; Lepidosauria; Squamata; Lacertidae
Gene: UBE2T
Product: ubiquitin conjugating enzyme E2 T
Exons: 7
Coding region: 99-695 (198 amino acids)
Source: RefSeq, a predicted model, not a curated record